AAAAGCAAGUUAAUUCCCACUUCAAAAGAAAUAAUGUCUGUAAAUAGUUAUAAUACACAAGACUUGUUUUUACAAUUGCUAUACCUACAUAAACUUUUGAUUGAAUUUUUCAUAUAAUAUUCAUAUCAUUCUUUAUUAUCUUAAGUCCGGAACUUAUAAUUUAAAGGUUAUUAGGUUAUUAGAUUAUUAACAUGAGUGACUCUGAAAAGAUCGAAGCUACUGCCGAUGAAGGUUUAUUUGAGCACAGCUCUAAUUCAAGUUAUGGUGAAAAGAAACAUAAGAAUCCAUCUGAUUUAGAAUCUUUACAUUCAAAAAUUGCCGAGCCAGGUAAUGGUGAAAGAGGUAAUAUUUUAUCACAAUAUAGUGAGAAGCAAGUUAUGCAAAUGGGAAGAAAUUAUGCAUCUAAACAGGGUUUAGAUCCAGAAUUAUUUGCUAAAGCUGCUGCUAUUGCCAGAACUCCAACUGAAUUUAAUUCGAUGCCUUUCUUAACCGAAGAAGAAAAGAUUGGAUUGAAUAUGGAAGCUACUAAGAGAUGGCAUAUUCCUCUUAAAUUAGUUGGUGUUAUCGCAUUAGGUUCUAUGGCUGCAGCCGUUCAAGGUAUGGAUGAAUCUGUUAUUAAUGGUGCUACUUUAUUCUACCCUAAAGCCUUUGGAGUAACCAAGUUAAAAAACUCCGAUUUAAUCGAAGGUUUAGUUAAUGGUGCACCAUAUCUCUGUUGUGGUGUCAUUUCUUGUUGGUUAUCAGAUAUCUGUAAUAGAAAGCUUGGUAGAAAAUGGACUAUUUUUUGGACUUGUUUAAUUUCUGCCGUCACUUGUAUUUGGCAAGGUUUUGUUAAUACUUGGUGGCAUUUAUUUAUCGCUAGAUUUUUCCUCGGAUUUGGUAUUGGUAUUAAAUCUGCUACUGUUCCAGCCUAUGCUGCUGAAUGUACUCCUAAACAUAUUAGAGGUUCUUUAGUCAUGUUAUGGCAAUUCUUCACUGCUGUUGGUAUUAUGUUUGGUUAUGUAACUACAUUGGCUUUUUACUAUGUUCCUGAUAAAUCUUUUGGAACUGGAUUGAAUUGGAGAUUAAUGCUUGGUUCUGCCUGUAUUCCAGCUAUUUUUGUCUUAGUUCAAGUUCCAUUCGUUCCAGAAUCUCCAAGAUGGCUUAUGGGUCAAGAAAGACAUAGGGAAGCUUUUGAAUCAUUGAAAGUUUUACGUAAUGAAGAGAUUGCAGCUGCAAGAGAUUGCUUUUAUCAACAUGUUUUAUUACAAGAAGAAGGUUCUUAUAAAAUUCCAACUUGGAAGAGAGCUAUUGAAAUGUUCACUGUCAGAAGAAAUAGAAAUGGUGCUCUUGGUGCCUGGAUUGUUAUGUUCAUGCAACAAUUCUGUGGUAUUAAUGUUAUUGCAUACUAUUCUUCAUCUAUUUUCAUUGCUUCUGGAUUUUCAGAAGUAUCUGCAUUAUUAGCUUCUUGGGGUUUUGGUAUGAUCAAUUUCACCUUUGCUAUUCCAGCUUUCUUAACUAUUGAUAAAUUUGGUAGAAGAACAUUAUUAUUAUUCACUUUCCCAUUAAUGGCUAUUUUCUUAUUAGUUGCUGGUUUCGGCUUCCUUAUUAAUCAAGAAACUAAUAAAGAAGGUAGAUUAGGUAUGAUCAUUAUUGGUGUAUACUUAUUCUCAUGUGUUUAUUCUUCUGGUGAAGGUCCUGUUCCUUUCACUUAUUCUGCUGAAGCUUUCCCAUUAUAUAUCAGAGAUAUUGGUAUGAGUUUUGCUACAGCUACUUGUUGGUUCUUUAAUUUCAUUUUAGCAUUUACUUGGCCAAGAUUAUUGAAUGCAUUUACUGCUACAGGUGCUUUUGGAUUUUAUGCAGCUUGGAAUAUUGUUGGAUUCUUCUUAGUUCUUUGGUUCUUACCUGAAACCAAGGGCUUAACAUUAGAAGAAUUAGAUGAAGUAUUUGCAGUCUCUGCAACUAAGCAUGCCAAAUAUCAAACUAGAGCUCUUUGGAAUAAUUUCCAAAUAUAUAUUCUCCGUCGUAACGUUGCUCCAUUACCUCCAUUAUACGAACAUCAAAGAUUAGCAGUUACUAAUCCUGAAUGGAAUGAGAAGACUGAAGUUUCUCACAUAGAGUAAUUUUAGACUUGAAUCAGUUGUAUAUUCUGGGAAUAUCAAUAAAUUUAUUAUGUACUACUUAAUUUAUAAUGCUUAAAAUUUUCUAAAUGUUAUGUCAUAACUUUUAAUACUAAUUCAGUUCUUGUGUUUAAAUUUCCAUGUAGUAAUGUUGCUAAUU
Scheffersomyces amazonensis is the source of this 2259-nucleotide messenger RNA. RefSeq names its product Hgt19p (gene HGT19). The coding region runs from base 192 to 2102 and encodes 636 amino acids. The record is from RefSeq and is a predicted model, not a curated record. Gene Ontology annotation, molecular function: transmembrane transporter activity. Gene Ontology annotation, cellular component: membrane. Gene Ontology annotation, biological process: transmembrane transport. The transcript has a single exon. Lineage: Eukaryota; Fungi; Ascomycota; Pichiomycetes; Serinales; Debaryomycetaceae.